CUUUCUUUCUUGAGUUAAGCUAAGGAGCAAAAAAAGAAAAGAGAGAAACAACUGGAAAGGAUCUUUGUCUUGUUUUAGAUAAUGCCUAAAAGCUGUAAUGUUAUGUUUAAUUUGUUGGAAAUCUGUAAAUUAAAUGUGUUUAUGUAUCAAAAGAAUCUGAGACAUGCUGUACAUAAAAGGCUUUUGAUGAGCUGUAUCAUUGACAUAAUUGGUUGGAGUCUUGAAGAGAAUGAAUGAUCAUAAUGAUGCCUACCAUCUUUAUUUAAUCAUAGAUACACCUAAUGUUACUUCAUUUGUUAAAACUAUAAACCUUUAUCAUCAUUCAUAUAGUUUCUUAGAUUUUUGCCCACCCCUUAGAUCUCUAUGUAGGGUUGCACAUGAUUACUUGCUAGUUACUUGCUUCCUAAAAUCAAGUAUCUGGCAUUGUCAAAUUAAGUAAUAAUUCAAUAAAUUUUAUCAUUUGCAAGUACAUGUCAAGUAUCAAAUAUAUUUUUGAAAAUACUAGCCUUAUGGCACUUGAUAUUCAUUACUUGUUUUAGAAAAUACUUAUUACCCGCUAAAAAUAUUUAUUACUCGUUAAAAAUACUUAUUACUCAUAAAAAUUUACUAGUUAAUCCUUAAAAAUAUUUCAUAGAAUGAAUACUUGAUUCAAGUAAGCCAAGUACAAGUAUUAAAUUAAACUAGUUGAACGCGCCGAGCCAAGUAGCAAGUAACUGUAAAUUUACAAGUAUGGCUUGUACAUCCACCCCUAUAUUCUAUGGGUUUCCCUUUUUUGCAUGCAUGGGCCUUCUCUCUUACAUAAUAGACUAACAUAUUAGCCAUUGUCAUUCUUCAGAAAGUGCUUGCUUUUUUACCAGUCCAAGUGGAUCGGUGUCCCUGAAGCGCUCCAACAUCCUUACAUGGCGCCUCUAUUAUAUGGCACCUUAAAUUCCUACUGAUUUCGAUACUGAUGAGGAGUUGGGAGAGGAGGUGAUAAGAGAGAUGAUGUGAAAUUAGAUUCUUCAUUAUACCCUCAAGCUUCAACCGUAACCACUGAGCUCUGAGGCCAAGUCUUCCACGGGUAACUAACAGAGAUCUUCUGCUACUUAUGUUUGAUUCUCAUUAUCUUUUAAAUAUAGUCUCGAAGCAAAAUAAGUAUAAUUUGUAGUUUAAGCGAGUCGUGAAUCGUGAUGCCAUGCAAGCUCUUUUUUUUGUUUUACAUGCUUGAAGUGUGUCUACGAGAAAAUUUAACUCCACCCAGUUUGAUUAAAUAAUAAUAUCAAAACUAAAAAAAAAAAAACUAUAUGUCUGUGCAUGAAAAUCUUAUCUCUUUUACGUCAAAAUUAACAAACCGCCAAUGAUAACACACAGAGUAAACCCUCAUGAAAAACUUAUUGCUUCUCCUGCAAGAAAGUCAAUCCGUAAGAUCAACUAAUAUACAUCUGGGAUAACGUUUAUUUUGUUGGUGGAAGCUAAAAUACGUGAUCCGAUCAAUUUAUCACAUAUAAUGAUAUCUGGUCAAAUCACCAAACUAUUUGUUUAUACGAGAAAAUCACAUUCUAGUUUUAAGACAAGUCUCAUCAUGAUAACAACAAAGCCCUACUCUCUUGUCCGAAUCAUUAAUCCUAACAACUCCUCCAUGACAAAAUAAUCAUUCAACCUCUCUACACACAAAAGAAACAAGUAAGCAAAGAAAGCAAGAAAGGAUCUCAUUCAUCGAAUCUAAUUAAGAUGGUGAGUCUCUUUUCGUCGAGGAAAGGAAGCAAAGAAAGCAAGAACCCUUAUUCAAACCGGGGACUUGACAAGUUCUCUGCACUUCUCUCUGAGCUAGACGAGAAGAGACAGAACAUUCACGCAAAGAGGGUCGACUCUGAUGGGCCGCCUCUUGUUCGGUUUGUGUUCAAAAGCUCCGGCGAGUGUGUCCCUGUCAUGAUCAAGACAAAGAAGGGACCAAAGAAGAAGGAUGAUGCUCAAGACGAUCUCGUUGUCAAGACCGAGUCAAACACAAAGGAGGAAAAAGAAAUAAAGCCAGAAGCAAGGGAGCAUAAACAGAGAUGCGUAUUGAAAGAGAAUCUGAAGAAGUUUUCACGACCGAACCAUUUUUUGCCGGUGACAGCAAUCUUGGUUCUUAUAUUCUUAGUGUUUUUUGGACGAAGCGUUUCAACCAUGUGCACUUGUAUUGUUUGGUACUUGAUUCCGAUUAUCAAGGAACAAAGUAGAAAGAAAGGUUCAACAUACAAGACCAAAAAGAAGAAUAAGAAGAAAAUGAAUACAGAAAAUGGAGCAUCGCUUAACAAGAAGAUGGCUUGUGACCAAACUGUUCUCAAGGAGAAGUAUCCGCAUGUGGCUGCUCCUUGUAAAACCACCCGGUGACAGAAAAAAAUGAUAACCUUGUACUAUUUUAUUGUGUGUGAAAAUUCUUUUAUUCGUUUAAUCUGAUAUUAACCCUAAUGUUUUAAUUCCUUAUUUGUUUUGUUCAUAUAGUUGUUAAUUAUUAAAAAUGAUUUUUUUUUCUUUUUUGGUAAAAUUGUAAAUGAAAAUGAAAAAUUUGUAUGUAUUUGUUCACCACUUCUAGUUCUGAUGACACAUGUAAAACGGAUGAUUUUUUUUUGACCGUGGACGAUAGUUUUUUGAUUCAAGUCUACACCAUUCGAAUAAUCUUUAGACUUAACGGGAAUGUUUUGGCUUUCGACAUGUUUGGUUGCUUGUUGUGUUUUGGACAACCUGUACAGUUUAUUCACUUGUUUACUCUACACACGUUUGGUACGUAUUAUUUAAGGAAUUUGUAUGAUACGGCUGGACAACCUGUAUGAUAACAAGUUGAAUUUUCAUCUAUUUAUUAAUAAUGUAAUACAUAGUUAUCUUGUAAGAUUAGCUUAAUCAAAGAAAAUACCAUGAAGAUGUUAAUGUAAUGCCAGCUAGAUCAAUGUUAUAUAUUAUGCUCAUCACAUAAUUAAGCUAAGGGUCCAAAGGCAUGUAUCUUACUCUGUAAGACCGUAACCUUACCAUCUUGAGUACGUGGCAAGAUGCAAUUGGUAGUAACCUAUGGGUUAAGGUUACGGUCUUACAAAUAUGAAGCCGAGGGUUAAGGUAGUAAGACUUGUUCGAUGUAACCGAGGGGAACUUGAGUGAGUGAGUGAUUGGAUUGAAUUGAAUUGAACCGAACCGUCUGUUAUAUGUGGGCUUGUAAUACUCGCAAAGUCUUCUUACCUGGUGUCUUUCUUUAUGGAGCAGCACUCAUGGUUUCGUCAACAACUGUGUUCUUCUUUUGUGGUAUUUACAAUACGUUCUAAGGGACUUGUUUGUAUUUAGUAAGAUGAAUUGCACUCUGAGCAUGAAAUCAUUACAAGUCCUUGUGGCAUUAUGACAGCGUUAUCUUGUGAGUUUAGGUGAACCAAAGAGAGAUCAAGAUCACCAAACCUCAGUCGUUGCGAAGGAGUAAAGAGUGAAUACCAUUACACGUAUCACCAAACAUCCUGCUUAAUAAAACUACACCGUUUCGGUUAACCUCAUUUAAAUUCAAAGGGUUUAAGCCACACCGUAUACCUCUAAAACACUAAGAGCAUCAUUAUAGGUGGGACUUGUUUUAGGGCCCUUCACUAAUUUUUAUUAUUAUUUUUGGCUUAAGGACUAAAGUAAGGGAUUUGGCUAAAUUAGUUGAUUAUUGGUGGGACUUAUGUUGUCCCUUAGUUAAUUUAAUUUAUUAUUUUAAUUAAUAAUUAAUGACAUAUAUAAAAAAGAAUUUUUAAAUAAAACAUAUAAAAGAAAAGUGUAAUAUUAAAAUUGAAAACAUAAAAAAAUUACAUUUUUGAAAGAAAAUACAAACAUCAUAAUAAAGAAAAUAGAAAACAUAAGAAAAUGACAUUUUUGAAAGAAAAUACAAAUUAUAUAUUAUUUGUAGGAUGUCCAAAUUUAGUCCAUAUAUUUUCAAUCAAAUCAUUUUUCAAAUGUUGAUGGACUUGCCUGAUGUUAGACGUUGCAAGCAGUGGCGUAGCACCACAAUAGCAAACCUGCGGAAAACCAAACUCAACCUCCGGUUGCGGAGGGUAGUGAACCUGUUGAGUACGUUCCAAGCUUAACUCAGCUUGGUCACAACGUAUGAGAUCAUCCGUCUCGCUGUAGUCACUGUCCUCAUUGUUUCCAAAUAAAUCCUCCUCUUCUGAUGGCUGCGUAUAGCUGUAAUGUCCCAUUUUAACUUAACCUGCAUACAUUGUCGACAUUUAAAUUACAUACACAUAUUUAGAGCGAAGACAUUUAAAGAAAAUGAUUCAUUAAUAAAAACUCAUUUAAGGAAACCGGACUACAUGGACCUAACAAGAACA
This is a messenger RNA of Brassica napus (rape), 4301 nucleotides long. RefSeq lists its product as uncharacterized. Lineage: Eukaryota; Viridiplantae; Streptophyta; Magnoliopsida; Brassicales; Brassicaceae. Bases 1711 to 2352 code for a protein of 213 amino acids. The record is from RefSeq and is a predicted model, not a curated record. The transcript has a single exon.